Messenger RNA from Lactuca virosa, 1086 nucleotides. The record is from the annotation of a GenBank genome assembly. NCBI's taxonomy places the organism in Eukaryota, Viridiplantae, Streptophyta, Magnoliopsida, Asterales, Asteraceae.
AUGAGAAUACGAGGGGACUUUGGAAUGCCAGCCACCGAUCCCAAUUCCCAAAACAUUUUUGUCAUAGGUUCAAGAACAAUAAGCUUCACUUCAAUGGCAUCAUUACUUCACAAUACGCGUGAAUUGAAAACAUUUGUGGUGGAUGAAGGCCAUGGUGUUAAGGGACUAUCUGAACUCAAGAUCAAAUCUUUACCUGAAUUAUUCAUUCAACCUGUAGAAAAACGCCUCGAUAUGAGCAAAGUUGUGCCAUAUGAGUCUAUCCCGGUGAUCGAUAUGUCGAAUUCUGACGAUUUAAAGGUAAGGGAAGCAAUAUGUGAUGCAGCUGAAAAGUGGGGAUUCUUCCAAAUUAUUAACCAUGGAGUGCCUCUAAGCAUAAUCGAUAACGUGAAAGAUGCAACACAUAAAUUUUUCAUGUUGCCACCCGAAGAGAAAAAGAAGUAUUUGUUCAAGAAUAGUCCUACCAAAAACGUUAGACUUGUUACGAGUUUCAUUCCUGAAGUGGACACAGUUUUGGAGUGGAAAGAUUACCUAAGUUGUUUCUAUGUUUCCGAUGAUGAGGCCAAUUCAUUUUGGCCAUCAGUUUGCAGGGAUCAAGUUCUAGAAUACUUGAAAAAUUCUGAAUCGCUUAUCAAGAGGCUAUUAGAAGCGUUGAUAAAGAGAUUGGACAUACCAAAACUGGACGAUAAAAACAAAAGCAAUUCUUAUGGGAUCGAUGCGAAUAAACCUAAACUACUACCCUAUGAAACUGGAGGACUUUAUGUUCGUAAACUUGAUAGCGAGAAUUGGGUCCAUGUCCCUCCUAUUAAGGGAUCUUUGACAAUCAAUAUAGGCGAUGCUCUUCAAAUCAUGAGCAAUGGUCUAUACAAGAGCAUAGAACAUCAUGUGGUUGCUAAUGGGAACAAAAAUCGUAUUUCAGUGCCGAUUUUUGUGAACCCGAGGCCAAAUGAUGUCAUUGGGCCAUUACCACAAGUGAUCAAUAGAGGGGAGAAGGCUUUAUAUAAGCAAGUUCUUUAUUCAGAUUAUGUGAAGCAUUUUUACAGGAAAUCACAUAAUGGGAAGGAUACUAUUGAUUUUGCAAAGGUUUGA